AUGUUUUCUAUUCUAAGCGUUCAAUUUACGAUAAUUAGUGCGACUUAUACAUACAUUGCAUAGAAUGAUAGUAAUCUUGAUGGUUGGUUAAUUUAUAAUUCACAAUCUCCGUUCAUAACGAACUGUGGAGGAGUAGAAAUGUUAGGUGGAAUAAACUCAUUUAAUGAAAAUACAGUGAUUAAAAGAAUAUUUAGCGAUUUGAAACCACAUUAUUAACUUAGGUUAGAUUUCUUGAUUUGGACGUAAAUUUUAUUAUUUAACAAUAGAAUGGAUUCAUCUUCAAUGACCGAUAUAGAAGUUUAAUUGGAUCAAGAAGAUUAUGCAGAAUCUUAAACUUCGUAGGUUAUAGAAGAAUAAAAUUAUUGUGGACUGACCAAUAAAAAUGAAAGUAUUAAAUUGGUUUCAUUUACAUUUGGACAUAAUAUUGUUUAAGGAAUAGUAUUUGUUAAAUUUAAAUAUCAUGAAGAUAAUCGAGUAAUUAAUUUAACUACACUAGAUUUAAUGGGGAAUGUAAUAGAUGCACUUAAAAUUAGAUUUGUGCUCUUUUGA
This is a messenger RNA of Paramecium tetraurelia, 549 nucleotides long. RefSeq lists its product as uncharacterized. Lineage: Eukaryota; Ciliophora; Oligohymenophorea; Peniculida; Parameciidae. The transcript has 2 exons. The record is from RefSeq and is a predicted model, not a curated record.